GCCUUCCUUUUUCCCCUUUUCCUCUCUCUCUCUCUCUCUCUCUAUGUGCUGAAGCUGAUUCGAUUCUGGUAUCUGUUGAGAGACCCACAGCCAGCCAUUGGACUUUCCGAUACUUACCAAACCCACCAUUACCAACGUGCUCUAUUUAUUUACUCUCUCUCUCUCUCUCUCUCUCUCUCUAUAUGUAGAGUCCGAUAUUUACUAUUUAUAUACUCAUAUACAUAUACACAGCGCUCUCCUCUUGCCUCAUUCUUCUUCACCCCCACAAGCCUUCUGCAUAUUUCCUCCGAUCUCUCUCUCUCUGACUCGUCACUGACUCACUUGCCUCUUCAGAAAUGGCGUCUCCCACUUCCCUCAUCUCUCCUCCCUUCUCUCUCCAGUCACCCUCCUCCGUCACUACCUGCUCCAAGCUAUGCCCUGCUUCCUCUUCCGGCGGAGUCUCCUUCCCCCUCCGACCCCCAUCCCGGCCGAGGCUUAGGGUUCGCACUGCUCCUCCACGACUCCAGGUCCACGCCAUGGCCACGCGCCAGCUCAGAGCUUCUGUUGUCAACAAAGGCUCGUGGGACAAACUCAUUCUCAAUAGCGAAGUCCCUGUUCUCGUCGAAUUCUACGCGAGUUGGUGCGGGCCCUGCAGGAUGGUCCACAGGAUCAUGGACGAAAUUGCAGAAGAAUACGAGGGAAAAAUCAAAUGCUUUGUGCUCAACACGGACGUUGACUUGGAAGUUGCCGAAGACUACGAAAUCAAGGCCGUGCCCGUGGUCUUGCUGUUCAAGAAUGGAAAGAAAUGCGAGUCCGUGGUUGGUACCAUGCCUAAGGAUUUCUAUCUGGCCGCGAUUAACAGAGUCAUGGAGUCCUAAAAGAGCUGCUGACUCAACCAUCUUUUUAGGUUUAUUCCCUCUCAUCCGCUUAUCGCUUGCAUCUGUAUAUUCGCGAGAUGUGCUUGUUACUCAAAGGGAUGUCAAAACUUCUGAAUAGUUCUUUGCCUCCGGUCAGUUCUUCCCUCUUAAGGAAACAACCUCUAAUUCGUUCUGUAUAUGUUUGUUCUUCCUCUGUGUUUUCCUUUCCAUGGGGAAGAACAGUCUUGGAUGUUGGUUCUUGAUGCUCUUAUGUUGAACUUAAGAAGGAUAGGAUCAUGUAUUUUUGUGGUGUCAGUUCGAAGUCUUCUGUUUCUGAAAA
Punica granatum (pomegranate) is the source of this 1176-nucleotide messenger RNA. Lineage: Eukaryota; Viridiplantae; Streptophyta; Magnoliopsida; Myrtales; Lythraceae. The record is from RefSeq and is a predicted model, not a curated record.